Elgaria multicarinata webbii is the source of this 1252-nucleotide messenger RNA. Its product is annotated as protein-lysine methyltransferase METTL21E-like. Gene Ontology annotation, molecular function: protein-lysine N-methyltransferase activity. The record is from RefSeq and is a predicted model, not a curated record. Gene Ontology annotation, biological process: peptidyl-lysine methylation. Lineage: Eukaryota; Metazoa; Chordata; Lepidosauria; Squamata; Anguidae. Bases 262 to 1032 code for a protein of 256 amino acids. Gene Ontology annotation, cellular component: cytosol; cytoplasm. The transcript has 4 exons.
GUUGAUUAACAUGGUAGAUUCAUAACUCCUCUUAUUUAUUAAUUAAAACAUUUGUAUCCUGCCCUAUAUCACUGGGAUCUCAGGGCGGCGUACAUUUAUCUGAAAGCAAAUGCAUGACCAAUGGGAGAAAUGCCAUGGGUUCUAGCUCCUUACUAUACUCAUACCCAGGUGUGUGUAUAAUUCCUCCUUGUGUUGAUAUCUAGGCAUUUCUGUUUUCAUUUCUAGUAACUAUAACCUUAUCUGUCCAGUACGUUGUGCAAAAUGGAUUCAAAAUCAUUGCAGCACAAUCGCCUUGUAUCGGAAGAAAUAUCUAGAAAGCCAGACCACAAAGAAGGACAAAAUGGAGAUGAGCAGCUAGUUGCAGAAAUCAUGGGGAGGUGUUUCUUUCCAUCACUGAUAACUAACCAAGCCUGGGAAGGAUUUCAUUUUGCUGGCCAAAAGAUAAAGAUUACAGAAGCCACCGAGAGUUACGGAGCUGUGGUCUGGCCUUCGGCUCUUGUUCUGUGCCACUUUUUGGAAACCAAUGUGAAAUCGUGUAACAUGGUUGACAAAACUGUCAUUGAAAUUGGAGCAGGAACAGGUCUGGUCUCUAUAGUAGCCAGCUUCCUUGGCGCGCGUGUGAUUGCCACCGACCUGCCUGAAUUACUCGGAAACCUUCAGUACAACCUUCGCAGAAACACAAAGAUGAGAUGCACACAUGAACCCCAGGUGAAAGAACUGUUUUGGGGGGUUGACCUGGAGAAGAACUUCCCCAGGUCUUUGUACCGGUUUGACUACAUCUUGGCUGCUGAUGUGGUCUACCACCACCCUUACCUGGAAGAGCUACUUCUCACCUUUGACCACUUGUGUACGGAAAACACUGUCAUUAUCUGGGCCAUGCGAUUCAGACUCGAGAAAGAAAACCAGUUUGUGGACAGAUUCAAAAAGCUGUUUGACCUGGAAGUGAUUUCUGAUUUUCCUAGCUUAAGUAUAACCCUGUUUAAAGCGAAGCGAAGACACAGGGUGAAAUGGUCCCUGAAUACUGCAUCCUGACUGUUAAUUAGUUGGCUGUUUAUACAAAUGUCUAAUUGUUAGCCAGCUCUGUUAGAGGGGACACAUUAAUUUUCAAUGUGCAAGAUUGGUGGCAUGCUUGAGGAUUUGAUCUUUUCCCUGCAGUCUGAAGUUGUACAGUCCAACUACAGAUUCAUGAUGUGAGAAUGGGACAUUGCAAGUCUAAGGUUUGUUGUUGUUGUUGUUGUUGUCGUUAAUUACA